Messenger RNA from Chaetomium fimeti, 2677 nucleotides. RefSeq lists its product as uncharacterized. Lineage: Eukaryota; Fungi; Ascomycota; Sordariomycetes; Sordariales; Chaetomiaceae. The record is from RefSeq and is a predicted model, not a curated record. Bases 422 to 2677 code for a protein of 751 amino acids. The transcript has 2 exons.
AAAAAAGAAUCGGUAAUUGGCCAAGCGCGGGUGAGUCGGGCAGUCAAUACUCCAACCCACCCGAGCAAAUUAAACGCUCGCCCGCCAAAUCACUGACGUUGUCGCCGCACGCAUCGCAAAGCACACAACUAACCAACAGCAGGGGAAUGCCAGGAGUCGGAGUAAGACAAGCAUUAACGACUUAACUCUUACAACAUCAACAUCUGGCAAUCCACGCCUCCGUCUUUUUGAGCAGCUUAUUCCGCUUGCUCUCCGAUCUCCAUCUCCAAAUCAAUCGCCCCCCGAAUCCCGCAAUUCGCGUCAGUCCAUUACUCAUCCACAUCACGGGAGGAGACAGGCAGGCAGCACACUGCGUCUCCAACAAAUCAACCCAGCCGAUAUUUGUAUGAGACCACAAUAACACAUAGAACCGCGCUCGACGAUGUCGUCACCGUUGAGCCCCGCCGGCGGCGGACAGCCGCUGCAACCGGUGUCACACAACGCCCAGCGCGAAUCUGCGCUCUUCGCGUCGGUCCAGCUCCACGAGCGCAUGGGGGAGAGCCCGUCCGGCCGCGACAGUUCGGUACACGAAAAAAUCAACCAAUUCAACACUCUCGCGAUGCAUUCCAAAACCCUCGAGCGCAAAACCGCCGACGCCGCCCUCAAGCGCGCCAUGCUCGGCCGGGAGGAGGCCGAAGCUGAGGCCCGCCGGUACCGUGACGAGGUGAUGGUCUUGAGGAAGGAAGUUGAGGAGGGAAAGAAGAACGAGAGGAAAGUGGGAGAGCGACUGGAGGCUGUGAUGGAAAAUUCCGGUCGUGCCAAAGAAAUGUACGCCCACUCCCAACAACGAUGGGAGAAAGAGAUUCGCCGCUCCCGAAAAGAAACGUUCAAAGUGCAGAGCACCCUCGUCAAAGCACAGGAGGAGCUCAAGUCCUGCCGGACGGCUCAGAAGGCUACCGAGGAGGAGCUCCAUACUGAGCGAGAGCGGAGCAAGGCCCGGGAACAAGAGGCUUUCGACGCGCAGUACCGGCUUGUCGGGCUACAGGAACAACUGGGCCAAGCUUUGGCCCGUGCCAAGAUGCUGGAGCAGGAGCUGGAGGCCAUGAGGACGCUAGCCAAGAACGAUACUGAAGUCAAACGUACGACUUCCACUGACGAGAGGGACGACUCGGAAGGACCGCGGAAACGCGCCAGGUUGUCUUCCGUCUCGUCGUUUGGCCAUGGCAACCCAGAAAUCGAAACGAUCACGAUGCUCUGGGAGUGGGAGAAGCAGCGGGCGGACCGAGCUCUGGAACAAGUCGAUUUCCUCGAGGCGGAAUGUCAGCUCAAAGUUUGUUCGGCGGGAAAGGAGCUACGCAAGACUUCAGUCCAGCGGUCGAGCACACGCAAGCGAACCAGCAUGCUGAUUUCCGAUGCCGGAGACUCGAUGAUACUUAGUGAGAGCCGUCGAGCCUCCGCCGAGAUGCCGAUGGCGCCGCCCAAGCGGUCCAAGACCGACCAGCUCAGGAAGGAGAAGGAGCCGAGGCGAAGCACCAUCUUCCUGCCGGAGGAGGGCAUCUUCCGGACCGUGUCGCAAGCCGAGGCCGAUGCCAUGGCGGCGAAGUCGACAGCUUCAUCUGGCGUAUCCCCUACCGAGGCAGCAUCUAGCGUGCCCAUCACACCGACGGACAACAACCCUAUGUACCGCCGCACACCUUCCCUCGACCCGCCGGAUUUUGCCGUCCUCAACAAACAGCGGACGUCUCUACUUUCUCUCCUCGACGCGCCGCACAGACAAGAACCUGCACAAGUCUUCAACAUCCCCACCACCCCCGGCCCAGCAGCGCCCGGGGCACACCACGUCGAGACAGAAGACGAAGCCGAUGCACGGCACACCGCCAAGCCGCCGGCCGAAAUCGCCCUCCCUCCACGACAACCGACCAUCUCCGGGCCUCUCACCGAGCCCCUCCCAUCGCACUCCACCACCGCCGCCACAGCGACCAUCGACGCCCACACCCGCCCCCACACGACAGCAUCCCACUACCGCCCCUCAACGUCCACAACCUCCACCGUAACCACAACCACCACCACCAAAGUCCCCCUCCGCGAGGAACCCGACGACGAGAGCGGUCCCACGCUAGCCCAGCGCCUCAUGAAGAUGCAGCGCACCCCGUCGCGCCAGACGGGCGACAACCACCACCGGGCAAGCGACGGCAGCAACCCGGACGGGCCCAGCUUCGACACCUCCAACCCGGCCCUAACCCCGACCAUGACGCGCGAGCAGGCGCUGGCGCAGAUAAGGGAGCGGCGCGGACGGGCGAGGAGCGUGGGAAGGGUGGGCAGCGCGGGGAGUUCCAGUGCUGCUGCUGCGGGGGCUAGUGCUGGUGCGGGUGCAGGUGCGAGUGCCGGUGCCGUUGGUAAUGGGAGCAGGGCCGGCUCGAGCCAGAGCCAGCGUGCCGGGGAGGUGAGGCGCAAGGUUUCGGGGAGCAGUGCGACGGGGGAGGUGAGGCGGAAGGUCUCGGGGAGUGGGCCAGGCGGGGCCGAGGUGAGGCGGAAGGUGAGCGGGGACCUGGGCGCGACCGCGAGGAGGGCUGUUGGUGGUGAGGAGAGGGGUCGCGAGAGGGAUGUUAGGAGGGAGGUUAGUGCGCCUACUGCUUCUGGUGCGGCGGGGACUAUUAGGGGGAGUACCGCGGGUGGGGUGAGAAGGAUACGCUCGUGA